This is a messenger RNA of Scylla paramamosain (green mud crab), 896 nucleotides long. RefSeq lists its product as uncharacterized. The transcript is spliced from 2 exons. Lineage: Eukaryota; Metazoa; Arthropoda; Malacostraca; Decapoda; Portunidae. Bases 19 to 534 code for a protein of 171 amino acids. The record is from RefSeq and is a predicted model, not a curated record.
CCAACAUCAGAACAGUAUAUGAAUAUGGCAAAUGCUGUUUUGACAUCAUUUCCUGCCAUCCUGAGAAACAGUGAUCUCGAGGAGCAUGAAUUGCAGCUGCAAUGGAAAUUGCGCAUCCAGCGCAAGUUUCAGAAUUCAAGAAAGAGGCAGGAUUCCAAAGUGACUGAGGUGACGUCAAGGAAAAAGAAGAUCCCUUGCAUAGCGCCAAAAGAGACUACGUGUCUACUGAUGUAUGGAGUAAAGGCUUACCUUCCACCAAGGCCCCAUUCAGAAGAUGAUGAGUCAUUAGAGAGACAUAGGCAGUGGCUUGCUCUACAUUGGAUGAAGAAAGAUCCCGAGUUAGAUAAGAUAAUCAAGGAGUUCCUGAGAUUAGAACCACAAGCGGAUGAACCAGACCCAAGAGUAGCAGUUUUGAAAGGGCUGGAGAAAUAUAGGCUCCCAAUAAUUGCCAUUCUCAAAAAAAGAAAAGCAGUUCCUCUGUAUAUGGAAACCUUACUUGAACUCUAUGGCCACGAUGAAAGUCAAUGCGAGUAAUGUUUAGUUCAAUUUGUUCAUUUCAGUAGCUGGUAGCAAUUUAAUAUAUGUAUCUUUUCAUUAUUAGCAAUGCAUCUUUCACUUUUAUAAGCCUAGUAUUCAUGAAACUAUGCUGCAUGCAAAAACCAAACAUUGUAUUAAGCAUGACCUAUCUAACUGUAAUGCUUGCACCAAUUUCUAUAAAGGUACUAAUUUAAUUGUUAAAUUCCUGCUCUUCUAUCAAUUUUUUUGGCUGAGUGCUACGGCUAAAUAAUUGUUUGCAGCAUAAGUGAUGUUAAAGAUUUUAAUAGGUGUAAAGCAUCUCUCUCUCUCUCUCUCUCUCUCUCUCUCUCUCUCUCUCUCUCUCUCUCUCUCUCUCUCUC